Molecule: messenger RNA, 1308 nt
Organism: Hemiscyllium ocellatum (epaulette shark)
Lineage: Eukaryota; Metazoa; Chordata; Chondrichthyes; Orectolobiformes; Hemiscylliidae
Gene: olfm3a
Product: olfactomedin 3a
Exons: 5
Coding region: 75-1244 (389 amino acids)
Biological process (GO): signal transduction
Source: RefSeq, a predicted model, not a curated record
CUCCAGGGCAGAAUCUGUGCUCAAGGGAUGCUCGAAGCAGGCAACUCCGCCAGCUACUGGAGAAGGUGCAGAACAUGUCUCAGUCUAUUGAGGUCUUGAAUCUGAGGACUCAAAGGGACUUUCAGUACGUGUUAAAAAUGGAAACACAAAUGAAAGGACUGAAGGGAAAAUUUCGGCAGGUUGAAGAUGACCGGAAGACACUCCUAACAAAACAUUUCCAGGAGCUGAAAGAAAAGAUGGAAGAGUUGCUGCCACUGAUCCCUGUCCUGGAGCAAUAUAAAAUGGAUAGCAAGCUGAUCAAUCAGUUCAAAGAUGAGGUGAGGAAUUUGUCUAUAGUGCUGACUGCGAUCCAGCAGGACAUUGGAGCUUAUGACUAUGAGGAGCUUCAGCACAGAGUUCUCAACUUGGAAAGUCGACUGCAUGACUGCAUGAAGAAACUAUCAUGUGGCAAGUUGAUGAAAAUCAGCCUCCCCAUGACAAUCAAAACCUCGGGAACCAGAUUCGGAGCAUGGAUGAUGGAUCCCUUGGCAGCAGAGAAAGAAAAUAAGGUGUGGUACAUGGAUGGAUACACAAGUAGUAAAGUGGUUCGUGAAUACAAGUCUAUGACAGCCUUUGUGAGUGGAGAGGAUUACAGGCUCUACCGUCUGCCCUAUCCCUGGGCAGGAACCAAUCACCUGGUCUAUAAUGGCUCUCUUUACUUUAACAAGUACCAGAGCAAUACUCUGAUAAAGUAUAACUUUGAGACAGGCUCAGUGUUGGCCCAGCGCAGCCUGGAGUAUGCUGGAUUCAAUAACAUCUAUCCCUACACCUGGGGUGGUUUCUCUGACAUUGACCUCAUGGCUGAUGAGGGUGGAAUCUGGGCUGUCUAUGCCACCAAUCAGAAUGCAGGAAAUAUUGUCAUCAGCCAGCUGGAUGAGCAGACCCUGGAGGUGCGGAAAAGCUGGGACACAGUCUAUCCUAAGAGGAGUGCUGGUGAGGCCUUCAUGAUCUGUGGCACAUUGUAUGUCACCAACUCCCACCUGACAGGAGCCAAGGUCUACUUUGCGUACUCCACCAAGACUUCAAGUUAUGAGUACACAGACAUCCCAUUUCAUAAUCAGUACUUUCACAUUUCCAUGCUGGAUUACAACGCCAGAGACCGAAUGCUGUAUGCCUGGAACAAUGGCCAUCAAGUUUUAUUCAAUGUCACUUUGUUCCAUGUUAUUCAAACCCAGGAGGAUCCAGAAUCUCCUGGACAGCAGUAGAUUUGGACAACCUAUUCAUUCACUGACAAUCUUCCCUGAAGUGGCAAGAUUUUCUAAACUUUCU